Messenger RNA from Rhipicephalus sanguineus (brown dog tick), 5550 nucleotides. RefSeq names its product glutamate receptor ionotropic, kainate 2. The coding region runs from base 2627 to 5413 and encodes 928 amino acids. Lineage: Eukaryota; Metazoa; Arthropoda; Arachnida; Ixodida; Ixodidae. Gene Ontology annotation, cellular component: postsynaptic membrane; plasma membrane. The record is from RefSeq and is a predicted model, not a curated record. Gene Ontology annotation, biological process: monoatomic ion transport. The transcript is spliced from 14 exons. Gene Ontology annotation, molecular function: glutamate-gated receptor activity.
UCCGGGAGCCACCGCGCGCGUACGAGGGACUCUCCUGCGCCUCUCUUUUUGCGGAGGGAGGGUUGGACGCCGCCGCCGAAGCCGCCCGCCGGUGCUCCUUCGUCCGAACGUCGUCUUCGCAGCAGCCCGACGUCGCCGAUGCCGUGACGGGACCUUCCCCUCCACUUCUUUCGCUCCCGCGUCGCUACGGUCGUCUCUGCCCCCACUGGCCGUCGAUAGUUUUGCUGUCGAAUAAGUGUUUUCCUCACUUUUUCCUUUCCUCUCUUUCGUUUUGUGUAGCCCGCGACCCUUGUACUUCUGUUCUCACUGGCUUGCUGUGGGGAACUUGAGGUUUAUAUAGCCUCGGCUGCUCCAUUCCUAUAAGUUCUGGUGCUUCAGUUCAUCGAGGCGCACUGAUGGCUGGUUGGUAGUGGCCAGUUUAGGGAGGUCAGCUUCGGUCAUCUUGGACUCGUUGUUAGUUGUAGUUAGUUCGUGGUGGCUCGGUCUUGGGAUUCAACCUAUCCUGUUUCUUGCUUAACAUUGUUUUUGCUUUUUUCAUUCUCGGUGCGCUCAUUAGACCAGGCUUGCGUAACCACUUUGAGUCCCAUGCUUGGGCCGUCUUUGUGGGAAGCUGCGUUGUUUCGCUGAUCGUUAUAUAAGCAUUUGACGAUAGAAGUGUAGUGAGUCGGAAAUUCGCCACCGGACACGCGAAUGGCCUGAUGAAGUGAUUUGUUAACUUCGGUGUCCGGCUUCAGACCUUCUUAUUAGUGUUUGUUUUCACCUGCUUGUAAAAUGUAGUUAUUUAGUUUUAUUUUACCGACAAAAGAUGCGAAGAAAUCGACCGUAGAAAAAAAAAAGAAAAGGUGGAUUGCGCAUGGCUCAUCCUAGCUCACCAAUCAACGACGACGAGACAUUUUCGGUCUCCGAGCUGUCGAACUUCGAAGUCGGCAACGAUGUAGGCUUCUAUGGCGUAGUCGUGGUCUCUUCAACGGGCACUUAGGCUGAACACCCGCAAGAAAGCGCGCAGAAGAAACUGGUAAUCCUUCCAAAACCUCCUGUACUCGUCAUCUUGGUUCUUUCACUCUCUAGCGUUUUCACAGCUUUGCUCUUUGUUCGUAUUUCCAGUUCCGCUCUUUCGCAGUCAACUGAAAAAAAAAAAAAAAUCCAGCGUGCCUCUUUUUUUUGCCGCGAAAUCCCGAACACGCGCGCUUUUGCUGUUGCCCGGUCCCUGUUCGGCGCGAACCACCUGUGGAAUCCCUCCUCUGCUUUCGGGUCGGAGUACUGCGUUGCUUUCGGCUGCUAAACCGUUGUUUUUCCGCUCUAGUUGCGGUUUUCACCGUGGAACGUUUGCGUCAGAAACGUUUGCUUCAAAGACGUCGGCCUCCAUCGAUGACGAAACCCCAUGCAAACCAGAGCGGCUCCCAGAGCUCACACCAACGUCACGCCAACGACUGUCGACUGUAAUUUGGGGAAGGAAGAAACAGCUCUCAAGCACUGCGCUAGCGCAUGACUGUUGUGAGGCUAUUCAAUCUCGACUGCAGCCAAUGGGAAAAGAAAACCACAGCUUGAGGUUACCGUGCCGUCUUCGUCAGUGAGAAAGGUGAAACCACGGAAAAAGAAAAAGGCGGCUCUGUCUUGUCUGUUGUUGUUACAAACCUAUCUUUGCAGUAGCCAUGAAAGUGGAUUCGUUAAAAAUCUCCUCUUAGAAAACAAACCAACAGCACGGAUCGCUGUGUGCGCUAGAACGACCGAACCACAUUGCUGGGGCUUCGAGAUUCGGGGAACAAGCAAUUUUUUACCUCGCUUCCAAGAUCCUCUCCUCGCCAAGCUGAAGACAUACCCCGAACGUACUUCGAUUGGACAGUUCAGAAAUCGUUGGAGAACACAUCCUGUGCACCUGAUUGAGGCUAAUGAGAGCACCGCCGUUUUUUCGUGCCUCUACAGGUGCGCGACAGAUGAUGUCGCGUCCUCCGCUCUAGUAUUGAACUUUUUUCCCAGAACCUUAAGCCUCUCCCCAUCGCGGAGCUCACUGUUGCGACGGUACCGCUCUGCUUUUUCUAAAGCUCUUGCGAGGAAACGGUUCGAAACAUGUAAGUCUUCGAAGAGCGAUUGCCACACGUUCUGCGGUCGUUUGUGCGUUACCGAGCCUCUUGUCGUUCGAUCCUUGUGGUUUACGAAUACUCACUCGGGAACUGUAGACCAGUGGACGUUAUUAAAACAGGCAGCACGUGGAGAGAGGAAACAAGGCGAGUAUUGGAGCAGACAGACUUGAACGCCGGAUAUUGAAUUAUGGAGCUGCGCUCCGAAGGGCACGAAGUGCACCAGACGCUAACAAAGUGGCCAUCUUGGAAACUCGCUUCAUCGAAGUCCCAAGAGUAGUCGGGACUCUCUGGAUACCAACCGUCGCUGCGCACGAUACAACAGGACGCCGAAAGAGGGUGUAAUCGACUCGGAACACCUUCGAGAGAGGGGCGCGAUGAACCAGUAACGUUCCGUUCGUUUUGCGUGUGCGCGUGUGGUAAGACUGACCGAGGACAAGCUGUGAACUGAACUGGCAGGACUCCUUCGCGCCAUCGGCUUGCGUCGAGCAAGGAAAGCUGCCUCUGCGGACGUGAUGUGCUGAACUGGGGGGUGUGGCGGCCGAGCGAUGAGCGGAGCGCGUCGUCCGUUCUGGCAGUCCCUGUGGAUAGUCCUGGUCACCUGGCAGUCGCUGCCCGCGCUCUCCUUCUUGGCCACGCCGUCCGCGCUGCACGCUGCCGAAGCUGCCACUCCGGCCAGAUCCGUCAUCAAGAUAGGAGCCCUCUUCACCGACGACCAGCGCUCAUCGGCGAUGGAGCUGGCCUUCAAAUACGCCGUGAUCCGCAUCAACAAGGACCGCAAUCUGCUGCCCAACAUCACUCUCAACUUCGACAUCCAGCACACACCCAAGGGAAACAGCUUCCGAGCGGCCAAGAUGGCUUGCAGCCUGAUCAGCUCGGGCGUGGCGGCCAUUUUUGGGCCCAACGAUCCGAUGAUCGGCGCGCACAUCCAGUCCCUCUCGGACUCGCUGGACAUCCCACACAUCGAGAGCAGGCUGGACCUCGAGCCCGACGCCAAGGACUGCUCCGUGAACCUGCACCCGGACCCGCACAUCACCGGCAAGUCGAUGCGAGACCUGGUCCAGUACCUCAACUGGACGCGCAUCGCCGUGCUCUACCAGGACGACAUCUCCCUAAUCAGCCUCCAGGAGCUGGUGCGGCCGUUCCCGCCCAAGAACGUGCAGUACCUCUUCCGAAGGGCGGAGAACUUCACGGCGACCCUGAUGGACAUCAAGAGCCGCGGCAUCUACAGCAUGAUCAUUGACGUGCGACCCGAAAACCUCACCGCUUUCCUCAGAGCGAUUCUACAAAUCCAGAUGAACGACUACAAAUACCAUUACCACUUCGCUACUUAUGACAUCGAAGCCUACAACUUAGAAGAUUUCCAGUACAACUUCGUCAACAUCACUGCGUACCGAAUGGUUGACUCGGAAAACCAGACAGUUCGGAACAUACUCCGAGACAUGGAGAAAUUUCAACCGUUCGGGCAAAACAUCCUCAACCGCACCAACGUGAUUAUCACGGAACCCGCCCUCAUGUUCGACGCUGUGUACGCCUUCGCCCACGGGCUCAACGACCUGCAACGAAGCGCCACGCUGCGCCCGGCCAACGUCUCCUGCGAGGACGAGGUCUCGUGGACCGAAGGCACCAGCCUCUUCAACCUCAUCAGCAUGGUAGAUUUUUAUGGCCUGACAGGAAAUAUCCGGUUCAACGAGGGAAACCGGACGAGCCUGAAACUAGAUUUGCUCAAGCUUCGCCAGAACUUCUUAGAAAAAGUAGGUGAGUGGUCCACUAGCGAUGGCCUCAACAUCACAAACCACAAUGCCUUCCACGACUUCGGAACCUCCAAUAUCACGCUUCGAGUGACUACCAUAGAGUCACGUCCGUACGUGAUGAUGAAGCAGAACAAGAACCUGACGGGUAACGACCGCUUCGACGGCUUCUGUAUCGACCUCCUUCGCACCAUUGCCGACUUGCUGGGCUUCAACUACGAGCUCUACCUGGUGCCCGACAAGAAGUUCGGCGUCGAGAACACCACCACGGGCGAGUGGAACGGCAUGGUGCGGGAGAUCAUCGACAAGAACGCCGAUCUGGCCGUAGCGCCCAUGACCAUCAACUACGCGCGCGAGUCCGUUAUCGAUUUCACCAAGCCCUUCAUGAACCUCGGCAUCGGCAUCCUCUUCAUGCUGCCCUCGGGCAUGCCCGUCAAGCUAUUCUCGUUCAUGAGUCCGCUGGACGUGGACAUCUGGCUGUACGUGCUGGCAGCCUACAUGCUCGUCUCCUUCACCAUGUUCAUCGUAGCGCGGUUCAGCCCCUACGAGUGGCGCACGCCACACCCGUGCGUACGGGACGCCGGCGUCAUGGAGAACCAGUUCAGCCUGGGCAACAGCUUCUGGUUCACCAUCGUAACCCUCAUGCACCAGGGCUGCGACCUCAACCCCAAGGCUACGUCGACGCGCAUCGUGGGAACCAUCUGGUGGUUCUUCACUCUCAUCCUUAUCUCGUCGUACACGGCCAACCUGGCCGCCUUCCUGACCGUCGAGCGCAUGAUCACCCCCAUCGAGAGCGUCGAGGACCUGGCCGAGCAAAGCAAGAUCUCCUACGGAACCCUGGACUCGGGAUCCACCAUGACCUUCUUCAGGGAUUCCAAGAUCGAGACUUAUCAGAAGAUGUGGCGAUUCAUGGAGAACCGUCCCGGAGUGUUUGUCAGCUCCUACGAGGAUGGAGUACAGCGAGUACUGCAGGGCAACUACGCCUUCCUCAUGGAGUCGACCAUGCUCGACUUCAUGGUUCAGCGCGAUUGCAACCUCACCCAAGUUGGUGGACUGCUGGAUUCCAAGGGAUACGGCAUUGCCACCCCCAUGGGCUCACCCUGGCGAGACAAAAUCUCUCUGGCCAUCCUGGACCUCCAGGAGAAAGGCGUCAUCCAGAUGCUGUACAACAAGUGGUGGAAAAGCCCUGGUCUUACCUGCAACCGAGACGACAAGAACAAGGAGGGCAAGGCCAACGCGCUGGGCCUGGCCAACAUUGGCGGUGUCUUCGUAGUGCUCCUCUGCGGGCUCGCCGUCGCCAUCCUCACCGCUAUCAUGGAGUUCUGCAUCAACUCUCGCAAACACGCUCAAACGGACAGGCAAUCGCUCUGCUCGGAGAUGGCCGAAGAGCUGCGGUUCGCCGUGCGCUGCCGGGCGUCGCGCCAGCGACCGGCUCUGCGUCGCCAGUGCUCCAAGUGCCUGCCAACCACGGCCGCCAACACGUACGUGCCGAGUGCCAUGGACCUGCACGCGCAGGAGAACGGCAUCAUGCAGAUGCUGGAGAUGCGCAAGUCGCCGCUGCACUUCGACUGCACCGACUCCUAGCACAGGGCCGCGGAGGGGGCCCACCACCAGUGCGGCGGCGCUGGUGGCGGCGGCGGUGGCGGCAGCAGCUUGGCCUCCUCCUCGAACUACGACGUGCCGCAGCUGUGCUACCUGGGCGCGCGCCCGUCGACGAGUUU